Molecule: messenger RNA, 601 nt
Organism: Ailuropoda melanoleuca (giant panda)
Lineage: Eukaryota; Metazoa; Chordata; Mammalia; Carnivora; Ursidae
Product: metalloproteinase inhibitor 1-like
Exons: 4
Coding region: 65-601 (178 amino acids)
Biological process (GO): negative regulation of membrane protein ectodomain proteolysis; response to cytokine; negative regulation of endopeptidase activity
Cellular component (GO): extracellular matrix
Molecular function (GO): metalloendopeptidase inhibitor activity; protease binding
Source: RefSeq, a predicted model, not a curated record
GCAAUUAUUCUUGAAGUUCAAGUUAACCAGCAAUUACUUAACUUGGGAAAUAACAUGAAGAAGAAUGAUACCAGUUUUUAACUUACUUGCAACUGUCUAUUUCAGUUGGGUACUCAAGGCUCCCCAGGGUACCCCAAGAAUCCAUGAGAUCUACUCACCUAUCAGUUGGGGGGCCUGUGGUUACAGGGUGAGGACCAGCCAACAAUCACUAUUACUUAUUGCAGGCUAUCUGAAGCGGGGGAUGUUGCACUUCACAAGAUGCCAUCUGGUCUAUUUCUGGUACCGGCUCACCAGAGAGCAGAAGCUAGGUUUCGAGGCAGUGUACAGAACAGGAUGCAAAUGUGAAAUUCAGCCCUGCCUCAUCUGCAGGCAUAACUGCCCUCAACCUGACUUCGGAGAGUGUGUAUGGAAACAAAAGAACUGUGACUACGAAAUAUGGGAGGGAAACCUUUCCUCGUACUCCAUGUGUGUCCCCUCCAUGGUUGGGUCUUGCGAAUGGACCCGUAUCCAGAAGAACUAUCAAUACCAAACCCCAACUCCAGCGGCCUCUCUCUUCACUCAGACCAAAAUGAUGUAUCAGGGCUCUAAUAGUGUUUCCUAA